Aspergillus wentii DTO 134E9 is the source of this 1323-nucleotide messenger RNA. RefSeq lists its product as uncharacterized. The transcript has 5 exons. Lineage: Eukaryota; Fungi; Ascomycota; Eurotiomycetes; Eurotiales; Aspergillaceae. The record is from RefSeq and is a predicted model, not a curated record. The coding region runs from base 1 to 1323 and encodes 440 amino acids.
AUGGUACAGGAUACCGUCAACAGCGGAACAGUGCUAUUUCAGAUGACUGGAAUGCACGUCCAAUCGAUGACAGUCCAGCAAGUGACUGCAAGUGGUCCAGCACCAGACAGUCAGUUGAUAGCAUUUCUUCUCCGAAGCUCCUCUUCCAUCAGCACGCUGCCAUGGAACGAAGCCUGGAGCAGGGGAGGAUAUAGAGGACUAUCGACUGGACGUCCUAAUCCCAGUGCCCAAGAAAUUGGGCAUCACGGAUAUCGACGACACGGAAGCUCCGCUUAUCCAUCAGGCUGCAGACGCGCACCUGACUGCUCUCCUGGUACAGUGACGGUCCCAGAUCCCGACGCCGAUGAACCGACCCAUGCUGCAUAUCCUACUUCACCCCUCCUACAAGCGAUUCCCGGUCUGCAACCCGGUGCGACUCGAAUCAGCCGACGGCUGCCAGAGCAGCGGGGGAUUUAUUUCUUCCCAGAUCGAGCCAUCUUUGAGCACUUCUACAAAUAUGACGACGAAGGCAGCGGAAUCGACCCAGGAAAACCUAUAUCCGUGUAUAGCCUCGCGUCUUUCUCCCGCGAUGAUCUGAGCAUUUCUUCAUAUCCUGCCAGCACCUUGUCGCUGAGAAGAAUCCUCGACGCUCAGAGGCUGCCCUUAUUCCCAUUCGCAUGUUUACGAGAGACAUUAGCCACAGCCCCAAACGAUACUACGAAUGCCUGGAAGGCAUUGUAUCGUUGCUUCCGGCCAUUAGCGAAUCCCCGUAGGAGAAAACGUUGUCAUGUAUUCUCCUUUGUCGAAGCAAAACGUCUUGCUUCUUCGACCACCCAGAAGGAACGGAUACGUUAUGGGCAUGGAGACUUUGCAUUCUCCGAAACCAAAUUGAUUAACAGUUCAUUUCCUCUCAAUGGAACAGGAUAUGUUUCGUCUUAUGCACGAGCCAAAGCGACCCAGCCGGGGAUACAUGCCAUAACUAGAGGAAUUGGGUAUUCUCCGAGACAUUGGCCGGGAGCAUCGGACUGUCCCCGGCUCUAUCGACAAUAUAUGGUUUCUGUAUUCCGCAACCUCCAAAACAUUGCUUUGGCCCGUUACGCGAAGACUCAAUAUCUACGAAACUUGUCGACUGCAGUUGCAUCCAGGGUGGUCCUAUAUCAACGCCCUUCUCAUUGUCUGGCUGUGGCUGACUCCAUGAACAAUUCCGACGUUUCUGGCUUUCAGUAUCUCACCGAAGACGAAAUGUUCGAUUACCAGGACUAUCUCGGAGGCGAACUAUUGUCGAAGAUUUCGAGCUGUUCCCAUCUACGGUUUGAGAACUGCAUGCUCAAGAAAGCCGCAUAA